AUGAGCUGGGCUGCCUGGAGGGAUUCAGAUGUGAUAAAUGUUUACUUCAAAGAUGUUCCUUGCUAUGAGUGUGAGAAGCCUGAAGGAAUCCAUACAGCAUUCAGCAAAAUCCUUGCGACUCUUAAUCAGCCCAGCGCCAACUAUACUCUGAGCUUUGCCAACAAGCUCUAUGGAAACAAGGACAUUGCCUUCAUCCAGAAAUUCGUUUUCUGUGCUCUCAAACUGUACUUGACUGAAGUGGAUGGUGUGGAUUUCCAUAAUGCCCCUGAGGAAGUGAGGAGACUCAUCAACCUUUGGGUUGAAACCCGUACACAUGGUAAAAUCAAGGACCUUCUCCCCAAGGACAGCUUUGAUUGCCUUGUUCAGCUCCUGCUGGUGAAUGCUCUCUUCUUCAAAGGACAAUGGGAAGUGAAAUUUGACAAAGAGCUCACAGAAGAAGCUCCCUUUUAUCCUCAUCAUGCAGAUGAGAAGGAAUGCCACAGCGUGCAGCUGAUGCACAGGAAGGGUGUCUACAAUGCAGGGACAAUUGACCUAUGCAAUGUUCAAGUCCAAGUUGUUGAGAUCCCCUACAAGAACAAUGAAUUGACCUUCGUUCUGCUGCUGCCAGUAGACUGCAGUGCAGAAGCUCUUGAACAGCUGGAAGAUGGACUUAGCCACAAGCAUCUGCUUGACCUGUCCUGUCAUCUGAAGGCCAUUGAGGUGGAUUUGGCCAUUCCCAAGUUCAGCUCAGAGAAGAGCAUUGAAGCCAACGAAUACCUGAAUCUGCCAGAUCUGACUGACCAUGAAAAGGCCGAUUUCUCUGGAGCAACCACAACAGAAGGCGUGGCUCUGACUCAGCUGGUCCAUGAUGCUUCUAUCGAGAUUGAUGAGGAGGGUGGUGAAGAACCAGAGCCAGUCCCUUGCCCCAAGGAUAGGCGUCCACGUCGGGAACCUGUGGAGAUUCGGGCUGACCAUCCUUUCCUCUAUUUCAUCGUGCACAAUUGCACCCAGAGCAUCAUUGCUCUCGGUAGAUUUGCUAAGCCAGAAUAA
Podarcis raffonei (Aeolian wall lizard) is the source of this 1029-nucleotide messenger RNA. Its product is annotated as serpin B3-like. The record is from RefSeq and is a predicted model, not a curated record. Lineage: Eukaryota; Metazoa; Chordata; Lepidosauria; Squamata; Lacertidae. Bases 1 to 1029 code for a protein of 342 amino acids. Gene Ontology annotation, biological process: negative regulation of endopeptidase activity. Gene Ontology annotation, molecular function: serine-type endopeptidase inhibitor activity. The transcript has 6 exons.